Condylura cristata (star-nosed mole) is the source of this 1110-nucleotide messenger RNA. It is a transcript of the gene ZCWPW2, whose product is annotated as zinc finger, CW type with PWWP domain 2. The transcript has 9 exons. Bases 100 to 1110 code for a protein of 336 amino acids. Lineage: Eukaryota; Metazoa; Chordata; Mammalia; Eulipotyphla; Talpidae. Gene Ontology annotation, cellular component: nucleus. Gene Ontology annotation, molecular function: zinc ion binding. The record is from RefSeq and is a predicted model, not a curated record.
GCGGCGACGCCUGGAGGCGGAGACGGAGUUGGAUUUAAUGCAUUUGUGGAAAAGGAAAUUUGGGAUGCUAAGAAAAUAGUAGAGUACUAUAACACUGCAAUGGAGGAAAAUGACAUGUAUGCGAACAAAGUAUGGGUGCAGUGUGAAGAUGAAAGUUGUCUGAAAUGGAGAUUGUUGUCAAGUGAGGCUUCAGGAAAAGUUAACCACAAUGAACCUUGGUACUGCUUCAUGAACACUGAUUCAAGAUAUAAUAAGUGUUCUAUUUCUGAAGAAGACUUUCCUGAAGAGUCUCAGCUUCAUCAGAGUGGAUUUAAGAUUGUCUAUUCACAACUCCCUCUUGGAAGCCUAGUUUUGGUAAAACUACAGAACUGGCCAAGUUGGCCAGGGAUACUUUGCCCCGAUCCUUUUAAAAGGAAAUAUGUGACCUAUGACCUCGAUGGAAAUGUUGAAAAGUAUCACAUAGAAUUCUUGGGUGAUCCCCAUUCACGAUCCUGGAUAAGUGCAACAUUUGUUGAAUAUUACAGUAUCACAUUAAAGCCAGGAAAAUGCAAGAAUAAAAGGAAGUGGUAUGAAAGUGCCCUACAAGAAGCAUGCCUUCUCCAUGGAUAUUCUCAUGAGCAAAGAUUGCAAAUGUGCUGCAUAUUAAAACCUGAUAAAUCCAAAGCAGAUGCCAGAGUUGCUUCAGGGUCCAAGAGAAAGAUGCAGGUUUCUAGAAAUAAUACUGAAAAGAGAAAGCCCAUAUUUAGAAAAAGGAAAAGGAAAGCUGUUUUAAAAUCCGCUUUUGACAAUGUUUGUUCAGAUGAUGCCUUAUCAAAGGAAAACAUGGUUGUCUCUGAGACGGAAAUUUUACUUAAAGAGCUGGAACAAAUGCUACAGCAAGCAUUAGAGCCCACAACACCUGAUGGAUAUGAAGAGGAAUGUGGAGAGGAAAUAAACAUGGAAGAAAAGUUACCUAAAUGUGCUCCUGAAGCUCCGGUAGGCAGCCCAUUGGAAAACCACUGUGAAGAGAACUGUCUUGUGAUUGAUGGGAUGACGUUAAAAGCUGGAGAAUGUAUUGAAAAUAUAACUGAUAAGUUUAAAGAAAUAGAUGCUUUGAUGUCUGAAUUAUAG